Caenorhabditis angaria is the source of this 2830-nucleotide messenger RNA. The record is from the annotation of a GenBank genome assembly. Lineage: Eukaryota; Metazoa; Nematoda; Chromadorea; Rhabditida; Rhabditidae.
AUGCCAGUUGUUUCGAGAAGAAAAGCCGACGGCUAUCGAAUUUUGAAACGCGAAUUUGGGAUUUUGACAACAGCUACAAUUUGGAAAGGGAAACGAAUUGAAAAAUUGAUGGAAGAGGUGGCUGAUUUGAAGGCGAAAGUACAUCAAAGGGAUGUGGUGAGUUCGGGGGGUACUGUAGGGAUUUGGCGCCAAAAUUUUAGAUCAACAUUUUUUGAAAUUCUCAAAUUAUCUAGUACAUCUGAAAAGUCUAGGGCCUCUUUUUUGAAUUCGAAAAUUUUCCCUCUAAAAUCCACGUGGCCAAUUUUUCAGGAUAUUCGAAGUAUCUAAUUUUGGAGCCAAAAUCCCAUGUCGCAAAUUUUUGGAAAAUUCUGAAAUUCGAAAUUUCAGGGGCCUAAAAUUAAAGAACUAUCAGUUUUGAAAAAUUCUUGAAAAAAAUUAAAAUGAAUUUUUUGAAACGUAAAAAAUUGUGUCAAAAAAAUUAACUUUUUCUAAAAAAAAAGCUUUUUUUUGAAACCAAAAAAAUCCACGUGGAAAAAUAUUUUUUUAAAAUUACUGUACCUGAUAAGUUAGGGUAACUUUGCCACGCGGAUAACUAGACAUUUCAAAAAAAAAAAGAAAAAAAAAGUUCGCCCCGGGCAAAACUCGAACUCGGGUCUUCUGAUCGCCAGCAAAACACUCUACCACUGAACCAGCCACGCUUUUUUGGAACAGCAUCGAAUUUCGUUGAAAAACUCGCGCGGUUUUCGAGCGAAGCGAGUGUAGACCGCAAGCUUCCGCGAAGCGGCAAAGUUACACUAUCUUUCUAGAUACCGAGCGCUUUGCGCGAGUGUAAACCGCAAGCUUCCGCGUAAGCGGCCCCGCGGAUAACUAGACAUUAAAAAAAAAGAAAAAAAAAAAGUUCGCCCCGAGCAAAAACCGAACUCUGGUCUCCUGAUCGCCAGCAAAACACUCUACCACUGAACCAGCCAUGCUUUUUUGGUGUAGCCUUGAAUUUCGUUGAAAAAACUCGCGCGGUUUUCGAGCGGAGCGAGUGUAGACCGCAAGCUUCCGCGAAGCGGCACUAUCUUCCGCGCAGCGGCAAAGUUACACUAACUUUCUAGAUACCGAGUGUAGACCGCAAGCUUCAAAAGUUACCCUAACUUUCCAAAAAAAAAACCAAAUUUUCAGAGUCGAGUCGGCCUCGAAAUCGAAAUCUGCCAACUGGAAUCCGAAGUGGAGCGACUGAAAUCUCUAGCCAAAGAUUGCGAGUUCUAUCGUGAAGCUCUUCAACAAGAAAAACACAAAUCCAAUUAUUUCGAGGCGAUGUUUCAUAAUUUGUAUCGAGAGCGAAGAAUUGAGGUGGAAGAAGAUCAGGAUUCUGAAGGUGAAGCUGGAGAAGAUCAAGAAGAAUCUGAAGAUCAAGAUCAAGCUUCAGAUUCUGAAGGUGAAGCUGAAGAAGAUCAAGACUCUACUCGAACCCUAGCCCGUGAAGAUCAGCUGAAUCGAGAAGAUUCUGAAAGUGAAGCUGCUAGACGUCUGACACUGGAAUUUCUUCACUGUCGAUGCUGUUUUCAGGAUCUUGAUUCUGACGAUGAUGAAGAUCAGGCUUCUGAAGGUGAAGCUGAACAUGAAGAUCAAGAUGAAUCUGAUGGUGAAGAAGAUCAAGAAGAUCAGGAGCGUAAUUCUGAUGGUCAAGCUGAAGAUCAACCGGAUCUAGAGGAUGAAAAAUCUGAAAGUGAAGUAGCUCGAAAUCGACGUCUACAAUAUGAAUAUCUUCGAUAUCGAUUCAGAUAUCCACAUCCAGAUCACGCUUCUACUUCUGAUGGUCGAGCUGGAGAUCAAGAGGGACCAUCUUCUUCGAAUUUUACACGAACUCUAGGCCAGGAACAUCAGAUGAAUCAUCAGGAAAUCGAAAUUCUUCGGGCUCGAUUCAGUGGUCGAGUAGAACAAGUUCAAGCCGAAUCGGAUCAUGAAGAUGAAGAUCAAGAUUCUGAAACUGGAAGUGAAGAAGAUCUAUCCAGCGAUGAAAAUUCUACAGAAUCUGAUUCAGAAUCAGAGCCAGAAGCCGAAGAAUCAGAAACCGAGCUGGAAAACUUCCAACGCUCAAUUUUCAAGCGGCGAAACAUCGGAAACAACGAGGGAGAUCUUGUGGAAGUGACUGGAAUUUCAGAUCAAGAUCCGAACACUUAUUUGGAAGUUCCGAAGAUUCGAAAUGUUGAUGAGGUCAAAGUGCAGAAGAAGAAUAAUCAGAAGCAUUAUUCUGAUGAUUUUUAUUAUGAGGAACUUUUUGGCGAUGAUGAUGAAGAUUAUGAUUCGGAUAAUUAUGAUGAUAGUUACGAAGGUUAUGAUCCACAUUGUGAGUUUUAAGCGGGGGAGUUAGAAUAACUUUGUGGCUAAGCUUGUAAAGUUAUCCUAUCUUUCUAAUGAAAUUAGCGUAACUUUGCCGCUGCGCGGAAGAUAGUGCCGCUUACGCGGAAGCUUGCGGUCUACACUCGCUUCGCUCGAAAACCGCGCGAGUUUUUCAACGAAAUUCAAGGCGCCUCCAAAAAAGGGAGGCUGGUUCAGCGGUAGAGUGUUUUGCUAGCGAUCAGAAGACCCGAGUUCGGGUUUUGCUCGGGGCGAACUUUUUUAAAAAUUUUUUUUCACGAUGUAAAGUUAUCCGCGGGGCCGCUUACGCGGAAGCUUGCGGUUUACACUCGCGCAAAGCGCUCGGAGUCUAGAAAGUUAGGAUAAUUUGCCGCUGCGCGGAAGAUAGUGCCGCUUACGCGGAAGCUUGCGGUCUACACUUUUUAUAUAUAUUUUUUCAGUUUAUCGCGGAGACAACGAAGGACCUCUACUUCCUCCAAACUAG